AUGAAACCGCCAAAAGUUCCGACUGGGUUCGCGAUCCUAGACCUACCGAGACCUAGUGAUUGCAUAACCAAGUGCUACAAACUCAUCAAGAACCUUUACGGCCUCAAAGACGCGGGAAAAACAUGGUUUGAUUUCCUCUCCAAAGGGCUAGAAGAACGCGGAUGGACACCUUCUUCAGUGGAUGCGUCCCUAUUCACAAAACAAGGCAUCAUGUUAGUUGUCUAUGUGGAUGACGCUAUCCUCAUCUCACCAGACGAUUCGCUCAUUGAUUCAGAGAUCCAAUCCCUCAAAUCCUCCUACUUCUUGACAGACGAAGGGCCUCUAAAGGAUUACUUGGGUACGAGAUUUGUGCGCGCUGAGGACGGGACUAUCGAAAUGACCCAACCAAAAAUGAUUGAGCGGGUGCUUGAGAUCGUGGGGUUGAACUAA
Molecule: messenger RNA, 429 nt
Organism: Cylindrotheca closterium
Lineage: Eukaryota; Bacillariophyta; Bacillariophyceae; Bacillariales; Bacillariaceae
Source: the annotation of a GenBank genome assembly